Molecule: messenger RNA, 3278 nt
Organism: Gymnodraco acuticeps
Lineage: Eukaryota; Metazoa; Chordata; Actinopteri; Perciformes; Bathydraconidae
Gene: niban2b
Product: niban apoptosis regulator 2b
Exons: 14
Coding region: 236-2821 (861 amino acids)
Source: RefSeq, a predicted model, not a curated record
GUUUAAAUGAGGGUGUGUCCCUCUCCCACGGCUCCGCCAGUGUGUCCCUCCGCUCACUGUGUCCUCCUUCACCGUCUGCUUCAGUCGUUCUCGACCCGCUGACUGCAGGCCCGGUGAUGUUGGACAGCCGGUGACAGCUCAGCCUCUGCAGGAGUCUCAGUUUUUCCGGCUCGGUUCCCUUCUUUAAACACUGCACAGACCAGGAGUCCACCUGGGGUUCUGAGUUCGCUCCAGCAUGGGGGACGUGAUCUCCAGUCACCUGGAUGAGGGCAGGCGCGAGCUGAUCUCAGCUCAGACCAGGGAGGUGAUGGGGGAGUUUGGCCGUCUGUAUGAGCAGCAGUAUGCCGUGGCUCUCUUCAACAAAGUUCGCUUUGACAUAGAAGGAGGAGCUGGCCCACAACCUCAGCUGCUACACCGCAAGAUUCCUUUGGAAAACAAAUCAAUUUUCUCUGGCUCGCUCUUUCACUAUCUGGAGGAGAACAAGAAAUGGAGGAACCACUUCGUCUUUGUUCCAGACUCCUACAACCUCAACUAUUACGACAGCAAAGCAGCCCACGACAGACACCUCCACCCCAAAGGAACCAUCAACUGUGCCGGCUACAAAGUGCUGACCUCCAUGGAGCAGUACCUGGAUCUGUUCAGCAGCAGCAGCCUGCCUGGUAUGGAAGCCAAGGUGGGAAGCUCCCCCUUCCUGAAGUUUGCCACCCAGUUCCCUCUGAUCCUCUGGCACCCGUACGCCCGGAGCCAGUCCUUCUGUGUGGUGACGGAGGCGGAGCAGAGGAAGUGGCAAGCCGUGCUCCAGGACUGCGUCAGACACACUAAUGAUGGUUUGAAGGAGGACAAUAAAGUACAAACUCCAGCCUUCACUGAUGCAGUACGACUCUAUCGCCAAGCUCAAGGGCACUAUGGCACUUGGGAGAUGAUGUGUGGUGUACCAUCACAGAUCCUGGCUAACCUGGUGAUGGAGGGCCUCCUCCCGGAGUUGAGGGAGCUCAUCUCCCCCCGCCUCAAAGGCAAGCUACACGAGAGGCAGAGAAACUGGAUGCUGAUCAGUGAUGCAGUGUACAGCCUGGUGCAGGGGCAGUGCCAGGCCCAGUAUCAGGCGGUGGUGCAGAAGUGUGAGGCAGCCUGCUCCUCUCUGGAGGCGUCCAUACGGUGCGACAUGGACCAGAUCAUCUCCUCCAAGGAGCACGUCAGCAACAAGAUCAGAGAGGUGGUCCUCCCAAAGGCUGAGAAGCUGCUGAAGGUGAGCAUCCAGCCAUACAUCAGCUCCAUCCUGGACGCCCUGAUGGAGCCCACCAGCCGAGGUUUCUCUGAGGUCCGCGAUGUGUUCUUCAGAGAGCUGGUGGACAUGAGCAAGAACUCUCUGAACAACGGCACCAAGGAGGCCGUGGCACAGCACAUGGAGAAGAUCUCCAUGCUAGCCUUCCACCCGGUGAAGAUGCAGAGCUGCUAUGAGAAGGUGGAGCCGCUUAGUCUGGAGGGUCUGCAGCAGAGGUUUGACGUGUCCAGCCCCUCAGUGUUUGUCCAGAGGGCCCAGAUCCUCAUGAGAGAGCAAAUGGACCAUGCAGUGUAUACAUUUGAGCAGAUUCUCCACCAGAGUCUGGAGUCUCAGGGUACAGAGGAGCUCUGUAAGGCCAUCCAGCGCUGCCAGGACAGAGUCAUUAAGAAAUUUGACUAUGACAGCAGCACAGUGAGGAAGCGAUUCUUCCGCGAGGCUCUGCUGCAGAUCUUCAUCCCCUAUAUGCUGAAGCAGCUCAGCCCGGCCUGCGGCUCGGAGCUGCCACGUUUCCGAGAGCUGAUCUUCGAGGACUUCUCUCGUUUCAUUCUGGUGGAGAACAUCUUUGAAGAGGUGGUGCUGCAUUCGGUCAUGAAGAACAUCAUGAUGGCUGUGAAGGAGGUGGCGGUCCAGAGGAGACACAAUCUCUACAGGGACAGCAUCGUCCUCGGCAACAGCGACCCCAGCCUGCACCUGCUCGGAGAAAACCCCUCCAUCGACUGGGCCGAAGAGUACGGAGGAGCUCAGGAAGAGGCGGAGCCAGCAGGCCAGGCCAUUGAGGAGGAGGAGGGGGGGGAGUCUCAGAGGAGGAGGAGGAUGAAGCAGGUGGUCUCCAUGAUCCAGGUGGAGGGCUCCCCAGUGCUGCCCAACGAGUCCUGCAUGGAGGUGCCCAGUGUCGACGACAUCCCGAAGGAGAAGGAUAGAGUUUUCGAGGAGAACUCCGAUGAGCACGACCAGGAUAGAUCUGCAAGUCCCAGCGCUUCAGAGAACGUGAAAUCUGUGGAUGAAGAGAAAGCUAAACCAGAGGAGCAGGGCAGAGAAGAAGUCCCACUGAAGCUCCAAUCAGCUGGAGAGGAGAACAGCCGACCCAUGGGGGAGCCACAACUGCCAUGCAACCAGGAGGAGGCGCCAGGGCAGGCAUCAAAGGAGGCAUCAACGGAGGCAUCAAAGGAGGCGCAAGAGGAGGCGCCAGGGGAGGCCUCGCCAGAGGAGGCGUCAGGGGAGGCCUCGCCAGAGGAGGCGUCAGGGGAGGCCUCGCCAGAGGAGGCGUCAGGGGAGGCGUCAGAGGAGGCGUCAGGGGAGAUGCCAGAGGAGGCAUCAAAGGAGGCGUCAGAGGAUGCGUCAGGGGAGGCAUCAGAGGAGGCAUCAAAGGAGGCGUCGGAGGAGGCGUUACCCCCGCCCCCACCACCUGAGGAAAGCCUACCUGGAGCUAUGGACACAGACCCAGAGGGCCCCCCGGAGCCAGCAGACCUCCCCCAGCCUCCACACCACGACAGUGGCUUCCAGUCUCCCACCAGUGAGGAGGCAGAGGGACAGGAGUAGGAGGAACCACCUGGGGGGCGAUGAGUGUUGCCGCAGAAACAGAGACCAGUGAUGAAUGAGCUCCAUUUGAACUGGAUACUGCUAUGUUCGGUUUUUAGUUUUUAUUUGACAAAUAUUAAAUGAUACUUCUUUUGGUUUUAACUCCAGGCACAGUAAUCACAGAUCGGCACAUCCUUUUCACCAAGCAGGGCUCAGUUGUUAUCGUCAUAUUAUUAAACACACUUUUUCAGAACUUUUUUUUCACAACUGUCCAGCUGACAGAAAAUCCUCAGCAGAUUCUGAGCUUUCGGUCAACAUAAAUUCCUCACUUUACUUUCUCUUUACCUGGUAUGAUGGUGUGUUGUGUUGAGUGACAGGCUGCAGGGACACCCCAGUUUAGGUGCCUUCGGUGAAAUAUGUUAAUUGAUAUAGUUCUUGAGUUAAUAAAAAAAAAAAAAUCCUUUUCUCGAAUGUGGAA